AUGGCGACUCGGUACUCUUCCGCUCUCCGCUCCAUCUCUCGCUCAUGUCGCGCGACACGGUCGCACACGUUGGCGGGUCCCUCACGAUGCCUCGCGACGGAGGCCGCCGCGUCCACGUCGACGCCCCCUCCGCCGGCGGACCCGAAGCUCAACAAAAUCGUGGACGACAUCUCCGGCCUCACGCUCCUCCAGGCCGCGGACCUCGUCUCGUUGCUCAAGUCACGGCUCAACAUCCAGGAGAUUGCCAUGCCGGCGGCGGCGGCUGCCGCGCCCGCAGCAGCGCCCGCUGAGGAGGUCGAGGUGGAGAAGCCCAAGGAGAAGACGUCCUUCAACGUCAAGCUUGAGGCGUUUGACGCCGCUGCGAAGGCUAAGGUUAUUCGCGAGGUCAAGGCUAUGGUUCCCAACCUUACGCUCAUUGAGGCUAAGAAGUUCGUUGAGUCACUACCGCAAACGCUCAAGGAGAACGUGUCGAAAGAGGACGCGGAGAAGCUUAAAAAGACGUUCAUGGACCUGGGCGCGACCGUCACGCUCGAGUAA
Epithele typhae is the source of this 537-nucleotide messenger RNA. RefSeq names its product ClpS-like protein. The record is from RefSeq and is a predicted model, not a curated record. Lineage: Eukaryota; Fungi; Basidiomycota; Agaricomycetes; Polyporales; Epitheliaceae. Gene Ontology annotation, cellular component: ribosome. The coding region runs from base 1 to 537 and encodes 178 amino acids. Gene Ontology annotation, biological process: translation. Gene Ontology annotation, molecular function: structural constituent of ribosome. The transcript has 6 exons.